Drosophila persimilis is the source of this 1732-nucleotide messenger RNA. RefSeq names its product luciferin 4-monooxygenase. Gene Ontology annotation, biological process: fatty-acyl-CoA biosynthetic process; long-chain fatty acid metabolic process. Lineage: Eukaryota; Metazoa; Arthropoda; Insecta; Diptera; Drosophilidae. The record is from RefSeq and is a predicted model, not a curated record. Gene Ontology annotation, molecular function: long-chain fatty acid-CoA ligase activity. The coding region runs from base 50 to 1687 and encodes 545 amino acids. The transcript is spliced from 4 exons.
UGAUUUGUGAUUUGCGAGCAGAAUAAUACGGACAAAGAGCCAUACAGAGAUGGCGGCCACCAGAUACGACAGCAUUGAGAGGAUAUGGUCGGGGGCGAAGGACAAGGAGUACUACGGUCCGGAUAUGACGCUUGGCGAGGUGGCUCUGAUCAUACUGCGGCUCUACUCGGACAAGGUGAUGCAGGUGUUCGAUCCCACGGGCGAGGAGCUCACCGGUGGACAGCUGCUCGCGCAGAGCCGUCGCCUGGCACAUGCCUUCCAGCGGCUCAAGCUCCAGCGUGGCGAUGUCGUGGGCAUAUCGGCCACCAACACCACUUACCUCACCGAAGUGGUUAUAGCCGCACUGCUCAAUGGAACGCCCAUCAAUCCACUGCAUCCGCAGUUCGAUUCGGAGACCAUGGCCUAUAUGUACGAGAUUACCAAGCCAAAGGUCAUUUUCUGCGACCUGGACAACUAUGAGACCUUGAGUGCGGUCAAGACCAGCCUUAAGUUCAAGACGCAGCUCAUUCUCCUCACCGGAACCCUGCCGGGGGUGCGCAACAUUCAGGAUCUGCUGGCCGACGGUUCCAUAGACUAUGAUGAGAAAACCCUCUUUGCCUGCCCGAACCUGAGCGGCAACGACACGGCCUUCAUCAUCACCUCAUCGGGAGUAACCGGUUUACCCAAGGGCGUCACCCGAUCGCACCGCAGCCUCCUGAACGGCGCCAAAAUUCCCCAGCUGUUCACCUCGGAAACGGUGCUCUUCUGCAUCAGCCCGCUCUACUGGAUCAGCUGCAUUUUCACCCUGAUCGCCUCGCUGGUCAAUGGCUGCAAGCGGGUGAUCACCAAUCGCCCCUUCAGCGUGGAGUACUUCGCCGAUCUGGUGCAGCGCCAUCAGGUGAGCUUCGUCCUGACCGUGCCCCACCAGAUGGCCCUGCUGGCCAAGAGCCCCAGCCCCCAGAGGGAGGAGCUGGCGGAGCGGUUGCAGUCGGUACGGUCGUUUGUCUGCAGCGGAUCGAAGGUGCCCCUGGGGAUCUGGCGACAACUGUACGAGCUGUUGGGUGCCGACAGAUUCGCCGUACUCUACGGCCUCUCGGAGACCGGAGGCAUCUCCAAGAACGUGGGCGGUCCGCUUGGCAACGAGGGCAAGCUGCUAAGAAACGUCCAGGUGCGCAUUUUGGAUGGCCAGGGUCAGGCCCUGGGGCCCAACCAGACGGGGCAGAUCCAUGUGCGACUCAGCCAGCGCUGGGGCGGCUACUAUCACAAUCCGCAGGACACGCAGGCGGCCGUCACCCCCGACGGACAGUGGCUGCUGACUGGAGAUCACGGCUACUUCGAUGACGAUGGAUGCCUGCACUUUCAGACCCGCGACACGGACGUCUUCAAGUACAACCACUUCCCCAUCUAUCCCAAGCAGAUCGAGGAUGUCAUCCACCACUUGCCGGGGGUCCAUGAAGUGGCAAUCUUCGGCGUACCCGACGAGAUUUCCACCAAUCUCAUUGCCUGCGCAGUGGUCCGAGAUGACAACGACCUGGGUCGAGCACUGACUGCCCAGGACAUCACUGGUAUUGUGGAGCAGCAUCUUAGCGAAGCCUUUCACAUACGUGGAGGUGUCUUCUUUGUGGAUGGCUUACCCAAGACCCAGAACCUCAAGAUACAGCGCCGAAGAAUCCUGGCCGAGCUUAAUGAGAUCACCACCCAUCUGUAGAGAAUAUUUUGUUGCAAAUAAAUGUUGAAGUUCUGCUAAGGAAAA